CGAAUAUUGUGGCCACAAGACUGUAUUUCGGUGUUCAGAAAUCUGUCUUAUCAUCAAUGGCAGAUCACUCUUCUGAGCCGCCAGUAUCAGAACUCGCUGCCACAACCCUAAACGAUGCCGCUGCGUUGAAGGCCCGGUUCUCCGACCGGGUCCAUAUCAAAUCAAUUGUAUCCCGACCCGACGGGGGUGCGGGGCUUGCCGGCCAACGAGUUCGGGUCGGUGGAUGGGUCAAGACUGGUAGGGAGCAAGGGAAGAACACGUUCGCUUUCCUUGAGCUCAACGACGGGUCGUGCCCUGCGAACUUACAGGUCAUUGUGGAUGCCGCCGUGGCGGAUCUGGGCCAGCUGGUGCUGACCGGCACGUGCGUUGUUGUUGAAGGCGUGCUUAAGCUACCACCGGAGGGUACCAAGCAGAAGGUGGAGCUCCGGGUGGAGCAGGUUAUCCACGUCGGCCCUGUGGAUCCAUCCAAGUAUCCCAUCCCUAAGACGAGGCUUACACUUGAGUUUUUGAGGGAACACAUUCACCUUCGACCGAGAACUAACACGAUUUCUGCUGUCGCAAGAAUUCGAAAUGAACUUUCUUUCGCUACCCACUCGUUCUUUCAAGAGCACGGGUUCCUUUAUGUUCACACUCCAAUUAUAACCACCAGCGAUUGUGAGGGUGCUGGUGAGAUGUUUCAAGUAACAACCUUGAUCAAUGAAGCGGAAAAACUAGAGAGGGAGCUAAUUGUGAAUCCUCCACCUUCAAAAGCUGACGUAGAAGCUGCUAGGCUUAUGGACAAAGAGAAAGGAGAAGCGGUUGCCCAACUAAAAGCUUCUAAAGCAAAUAAGCAAGACAUUAAUUCUGCUGUAGCUGAACUGAAAAGAGCAAGAGAAAACGUUUCUAAGCUGGAGGAGAGAUUUAACCUUAAACCGGGCAUCCCUAAAAAAGAAGGAAAAAUCGAUUAUGGCCAAGACUUUUUCGGCCGUCAAGCGUUUUUGACUGUUUCUGGCCAACUACAAGUUGAAACUUAUGCGUGCGCAUUAAGCAGUGUCUAUACAUUUGGUCCAACUUUCCGUGCUGAACAAUCUCACACUUCAAGGCAUUUGGCUGAAUUCUGGAUGGUGGAGCCAGAAAUAGCUUUUGCGGAUCUUAAGGAUGAUAUGAACUGUGCCGAGGCAUAUGUGAAAUAUCUGUGUCAGUGGUUGCUUGACAAAUGUCUUGAUGACAUGGAAUUUAUGGCUAAGCAUAUUGAUAAAAGUUGCAUUGAUCGUCUAAGAUUGGUCGCUUCUACACCUUUUGUACGUAUAUCUUAUACGGAAGCAGUGGAAUUACUACAGCAGGCUGUGAAGGAUGGUAAGAAGUUUGAGAACAAAGUAGAAUGGGGAAUUGAUCUAGCGUCUGAACAUGAAAGAUACUUGACCGAGGUUAAAUUUCAGAAGCCUGUUAUUGUGUACAAUUACCCGAAAGGGAUCAAAGCAUUCUACAUGAGGCUUAACGAUGACUCAAAGACAGUGGCUGCAAUGGAUGUACUUGUACCAAAGGUGGGAGAGUUAAUUGGUGGAAGCCAAAGAGAGGAGCGAUAUGAAAACAUCAAGGAAAGAAUCUUGGAGAUGGGGCUGCCUCUCGAGCCGUAUGAAUGGUACCUCGACCUGCGACGCUUUGGAACCGUGAAACACAGUGGAUUUGGACUAGGGUUUGAACGGAUGAUUCUGUUUGCCACCGGUAUUGACAAUAUUAGAGAUGUUAUUCCUUUCCCAAGAUACCCCGGGAGAGCGGAUCUGUGAUUUGCAAUUUAUAAAACACGUAGAAAUCUAAAUAUUUUCUGGCUGAAGAAUUGAACUAGUUUGAUCUAUUCGAACUUUAUUGCGACUUAGUUCUUGAUUUAUUUCAAAUAGAAAUUACACUAUUGAAAAGAAAGGCUAUCGGGUCUCUUGUGUAUUUGGAAGAAAAUAGAAAUAUGUUUGUCAGUUCUUACAUGUA
Tripterygium wilfordii is the source of this 1962-nucleotide messenger RNA. RefSeq names its product asparagine--tRNA ligase, cytoplasmic 1-like. Gene Ontology annotation, molecular function: ATP binding; nucleic acid binding; asparagine-tRNA ligase activity. The transcript is spliced from 6 exons. Bases 57 to 1766 code for a protein of 569 amino acids. Gene Ontology annotation, biological process: asparaginyl-tRNA aminoacylation. The record is from RefSeq and is a predicted model, not a curated record. Lineage: Eukaryota; Viridiplantae; Streptophyta; Magnoliopsida; Celastrales; Celastraceae. Gene Ontology annotation, cellular component: mitochondrion.